Messenger RNA from Acanthopagrus latus (yellowfin seabream), 1013 nucleotides. It is a transcript of the gene psma3, whose product is annotated as proteasome 20S subunit alpha 3. Gene Ontology annotation, biological process: ubiquitin-dependent protein catabolic process. NCBI's taxonomy places the organism in Eukaryota, Metazoa, Chordata, Actinopteri, Spariformes, Sparidae. Gene Ontology annotation, cellular component: synapse; proteasome core complex, alpha-subunit complex; nucleus. The record is from RefSeq and is a predicted model, not a curated record. The coding region runs from base 107 to 874 and encodes 255 amino acids. The transcript has 11 exons.
GCUUUUAUUGUGAAGGCUGUAACCGGAUGGCCAUUAAUGAAAAAACGCAGGAGCAUGCGCAGAUGCCCCGAGCUGAAAUCCGUUCGGUAGAACAGUCAGAGUUAAAAUGAGCUCCAUCGGGACCGGGUAUGACCUGUCGGCCUCCACCUUCUCUCCAGAUGGUCGAGUGUUUCAGGUGGAGUAUGCCAUGAAGGCUGUAGAGAACAGCAGCACAGCCAUAGCGAUCCGCUGUAAGGAUGGUGUUGUUUUUGGGGUGGAGAAGCUUGUUCUGUCCAAACUGUACGAGGAGGGCUCCAACAAACGCAUCUUCAACAUCGACAGACACGUUGGCAUGGCAGUAGCGGGCCUCUUGGCUGAUGCUCGCUCUCUCGCUGAUGUAGCCAGAGAGGAAGCAUCUAGCUUCCGAUCAAACUACGGACACGACAUCCCUCUGAAGCACCUGUCAGACAGAGUGGCUAUGUACGUGCAUGCCUACACACUGUACAGCGCCGUCAGGCCAUUCGGCUGCAGCUUCAUCCUGGGCUCGUAUGAUAAAGACGACGGUCCUCAGCUCUACAUGGUCGACCCGUCAGGCAUCUCAUAUGGUUACUGGGGCUGCGCCAUUGGAAAAGCAAAACAAGCCGCCAAGACAGAAAUCGAAAAACUGCAGAUGAAGGAGAUGACGUGUAGGGAGCUCGUCAAGGAGGUCGCCAAAAUCAUCUACAUCGUUCACGACGAGGUGAAGGACAAAGCCUUCGAGCUGGAGCUCAGCUGGGUUGGAGAAGUCACAAAUGGACGACACGAACUGGUACCCAAAGAUGCCAGAGAGGAGGCUGAGAAAUACGCCAAGGACUCUCUGGAGGAGGAAGACGACUCUGAUGAAGACAACAUGUAACUUCUUCGUCUCUGCUGAUCACGCUCUCUCUCCCACACACACAUCAGAUUGUUUUUUAUGUUUUAUAGUUGAACGUUCAUGUGGUUGUUUUUCUUUUGGUUUGAUGAAUUUCAGCUUUGAAAAUAAAAAGUUAAAGUUG